Messenger RNA from Symphalangus syndactylus (siamang), 567 nucleotides. Its product is annotated as keratin-associated protein 9-3-like. Gene Ontology annotation, cellular component: keratin filament. Lineage: Eukaryota; Metazoa; Chordata; Mammalia; Primates; Hylobatidae. The record is from RefSeq and is a predicted model, not a curated record.
AUGACCCACUGUUGCUCCCCUUGCUGUCAGCCUACCUGCUGCAGGACCACCUGCUGCAGGACCACCUGCUGGCAGCCCACCACUGUAACCACCUGCCGCAGCACACCCUGCUGCCAGCCCUCCUGCUGUGUGUCCAGCUGCUGCCAGCCUUGCUGUCACCCAACUUGCUGUCAAAACACCUGCUGCCAGCCCACCUGUGUGACCAGCUGCUGCCAGCCUUCCUGCUGCAGCACACCCUGCUGCCAGCCCACCUGCUGUAGGACCACCUGCUGCCAGCCCACCUGUGUGACCAGCUGCUGUCAGCCUUCCUGCUGCAGCACACCCUGCUGCCAGCCCACCUGCUGUGGGUCCAGCUGCUGCCAGCCCAGCUGCUGUGCACCCGUCUACUGCAGGAGAACCUGCUACCACCCCACGUGUGUCUACCUGCCUGGUGGCCUAAACCAGAGCUGUGGCUCCAGCUGCUGCCAGCCCUGCUGCCGCCCAGCCUGCUGUGAGACCACGUGCUGCAGGACCACUUGCUUCCAGCCCACCUGUGUGACCAGCUGCUGUCAGCCUGCUUGCUGCUGA